Cyphomyrmex costatus is the source of this 2325-nucleotide messenger RNA. RefSeq names its product tyrosine-protein kinase receptor torso. The coding region runs from base 1 to 2319 and encodes 772 amino acids. Gene Ontology annotation, molecular function: protein binding; ATP binding; transmembrane receptor protein tyrosine kinase activity. Gene Ontology annotation, cellular component: signaling receptor complex; plasma membrane. The record is from RefSeq and is a predicted model, not a curated record. NCBI's taxonomy places the organism in Eukaryota, Metazoa, Arthropoda, Insecta, Hymenoptera, Formicidae. The transcript has 17 exons. Gene Ontology annotation, biological process: cell surface receptor protein tyrosine kinase signaling pathway; protein phosphorylation; positive regulation of kinase activity.
AUGCUGUUGGAAGCUUAUGAUUUUACUCCAUUGAUUUUAACAUGUGAGUACUGGUUUCGACGUUAUAAAAAAGGUAAUUUUGACACGGAAGACAAGGAACGUCCAGGUCAGUCGAAAAAAUUUGAAGAUAAGGAAGUGGAAGCUUUACUCGAUGAAGACCCGAGUCAAACGCAAGAACUUGCAAAAUCAUUAAAUGUUGAUCGAUCAACGAUUUUCAGACGUUUGAAGGCCAUUGGAAUGAUUCAAAAGCAAGAAAAUUGGGUGCCGUAUGAGAUGAAGCCGACGAUCGUCAAAAGGCGCAAAAUAACCUACCAGGCGAACGGCGAACCAUCAACAUCGAUGGCAAAGCCGAAUAUUCAUGGCGCCAAGCUCAUGCUCUGUAUUUGGUGGAAUCAGUUGAUUAAUUACCAACCAAACAAAGUUGAACACAUUUCAGUUGUAAAAAUUGAAGAAGAAGAUAAUAAUAUGUGCGAAUUACGAACUGAAAUUGUUUUUCAACCUGAUAAAGACCAGAGCUGUAACUAUAAUGUAUUAUCUUGGUCAGGGGAACAUGAUUUGAUCAAUUUUAAUUUAAAAAAGUCUUCAGAUUUUCGCUUUUCUCUUAGACGCUUACGAUACGAUCAAAAUAUUACCAUAUUGAUUCGAUCGAGUAAUGAUGAUUUUUCUAAAGUUAGUAAUGCAACAAUGUUUACUUUUAUCACACCAUCGUGUCUACAAGUUCAUCAUAAUUUAAGUAUCUGUGCACCUGAAAAGGUGCAAGGUUUGCAAAUAAAAUACAUUCGAAAGCGAAGUGAAAUGUCAUAUGACAUUGUAGUUACUUGGAAUAAACCUUUUCUACAACCAGAUAAUUACACAUUACAAUUUAACUCACUUCAAUUUGGGCCACGUUUACUAAUUGUAUCUGGGAAUGCAGUUAAAGCUCUUUUCUUAAACAUCGAUGUAAAACUGCAGUAUGAGAUCAAUAUUGUGGCAGAAUCAAUGGGCGGUGUAAGUUUACCAUCGACUAUAUCCGGGAGUAUCGACGAAGCAUCAGAGCUAUCUUAUCGCGAGAUUAUUGUAGCGUUAUCAACGUUAGUGAUUGUUAUGGGAGUAUUUGGAAUAAUUUGUAUACGAUAUCGUAACAAGAAGAAUAAGCGAACUAAUAUGGAAUAUAUGUAUUUUGAGAGUUCUAUGGAUUCCCUAAAGAAGCUUUUAAAUCGGGAUUAUGUAGUAGAAAAUAGCAAUACUCUUUUGCCUCAUGAUAAAUUUCAACUUGCUCCACAACGGCUAAAACUUAAAGGCAUAUUAGGAAGUGGAGCAUACGGUAUUGUUAGACUUGCCUCGUUGCAAGAUGACCUCGGCUCUAUCGUAGACGUAGCUGUUAAAAUGAUGAAAGAUAAUCCAACGAUAGACGAUAUAAAAAAUUUUUAUCGAGAGAUUUCAAUGAUGAAGUCUGCUGGUCAACAUCCAAAUAUAGUAUCUUUAAUUGGAUAUUGUACUUUGUAUAAUAAACCUUUAUUAGUAGUGGAAUAUUGUAGCAAAGGUGACUUACAAACAUAUUUAAGAACGAUUUGGCGGCGGAAUAUAGUAAACGCCGUAUUCGAAUGUAGGACUCACUUAGAAUCUAAUGUGGCAUCGUUUGCCAAUAAGAACACAGCUCGAGGCAAAAAUUCGCAAUUUGAAAAUAUAACGCAUACAAUCGCCAAUCGCUUAUAUGAUAUUCAACAAGAUGUAACUAAAUAUAUAGAUAAUGUUACUUCUGCCGAUUUAUUGAAUUUUGCUAGACAAGUAGCUACAGGAAUGGAAUUCUUAUCUUCUAAUCGAAUAGUACAUCGUGAUUUGGCUGCACGUAAUGUAUUAGUGCGACCAGAUAGAGUGGUGAAAAUUUCAGAUUUUGGUCUUAGCCGAGAUAUCUAUCAAGAAAAUGUUUAUCGAAAAAAAGGAAAUGGUAAAUUGCCUUUAAAAUGGAUGGCAAUUGAGGCUUUAACGCAUCAAAUAUAUACUACUUACAGUGAUGUAUGGGCUUUUGGAAUCUUAUUGUGGGAAAUAGUUACUUUAGGUGCCACGCCUUAUCCUGAUACUCCCACAAAUAGAAUUUUACAAUUUCUCAAAUUUGGAUAUCGAAUGGAGAGACCACCAAAUUGUAGUCGAGAAUUAUACAGCAUAAUGUAUUCAUGUUGGAAUAUAAGACCACAAAGUAGACCUACUUUUAUCGAAUUAAAACAAAGUUUAGAUAAAUUGCUCAGUAAUUAUUCGGAAAAUAAAUAUUUGAGUUUGUACGAUGUUUUAUAUGAAUCAGCUGUUGAAAGUAACAAACCAAAAUCGAUUAAUGCAUAUUAAAAUGUA